Messenger RNA from Pteropus alecto (black flying fox), 3299 nucleotides. It is a transcript of the gene PRDM5, whose product is annotated as PR/SET domain 5. Bases 96 to 1790 code for a protein of 564 amino acids. NCBI's taxonomy places the organism in Eukaryota, Metazoa, Chordata, Mammalia, Chiroptera, Pteropodidae. Gene Ontology annotation, molecular function: transcription cis-regulatory region binding. Gene Ontology annotation, biological process: regulation of cytokine production; regulation of immune system process; negative regulation of transcription by RNA polymerase II. The record is from RefSeq and is a predicted model, not a curated record. The transcript is spliced from 16 exons.
UGAACCCGGAAGGUGGAAAGGGUGAAAAGUUUGGACCGUUUGCUGGAGAGAAGAGGAAGCCCGAAGACUUGGAUGAAAACGUGGAUUACAGGCUGAUGUGGGAGGUCCGUGGCAGCGAAGGGGAAGUGCUGUACAUUCUGGAUGCCACCAACCCACGACACUCCAACUGGCUGCGCUUCGUCCACGAGGCCCCGUCGCAGGAGCAGAAGAACUUGGCUGCCAUCCAGGAAGGAGAAAACAUUUUCUAUUUGGCGGUCGACGACAUAGAGACAGAUACGGAGCUGCUGAUCGGCUGCCUGGACAGCGACAUGGAGGCCGAGGAGGACGAGCAGCCAGCGACGACGGCGAAGGGAGAAGAGGAAGAUGGCUUUGGCUGUGAUGAGGACUACGCCUGUCCGCAGUGCGAGUGCAGCUUUACCAGCGAGGAGAUCCUUGCCGAGCACCUUCAGACGCUGCACCAGACGCCCACCGAGGAGAAGGGGUUCAAGUGCAAGCACUGUGGGAAGAAGUUCCCGGUGAAGCAGGCUUUGCAGAGACACGUCCUCCAGUGCCCGGCGAAGACCGGUCGGCAGGAUUCCUCGCGGAGCUCGCAGCGCUCCGCGUGCAGCUCCCCCUUCAGCUCCGCGUCCAGCUGCGAGCAGCAUCAGGAGGCCGGCCGGAGCAGAGCCAGGUUCGUGUGCAAGGCCGACAGCUGCGGGAAGAGGCUGAAGAGCAAGGACGCCCUGAGGAGACACCAGGAAAACGUCCACGCAGGAGACCCGAAGAGAAAGCUGGUGUGCUCGGUGUGCAGUAAGGAGUGUUCUUCGCCGUCGAGCCUGCAGGAACACAGAAAGGUCAGUGAGAUUCAUGAGAUAUUUGAUUGUCAAGAAUGUAUGAAGAAAUUUAUUUCCGCCAAUCAGCUCAAACGUCACAUGAUCACCCACUCAGAGAAACGACCCUAUAAUUGUGAGAUUUGUAAUAAAUCUUUCAAGAGGCUCGACCAAGUGGGCGCCCACAAAGUCAUACACAGCGAAGACAAACCUUACAAAUGCAAGCUCUGUGGAAAGGGCUUUGCCCACAGAAACGUGUACAAGAAUCACAAGAAGACGCACUCGGAGGAGCGGCCGUUCCAGUGCGAGGCCUGCAGGGCGCUGUUCCGGACCCCCUUCUCCUUGCAGAGGCACCUGCUCACCCACAACAGCGAGAGGACUUUCAAGUGUCACCACUGUGAGUCUACCUUUAAAAGGAAGGACACCUUAAACGUUCACGUCCAGGUGGUCCACGAGAGGCACAAGAAGUACAGAUGCGAGCUGUGCAACAAGGCGUUCGUGACGCCCUCCGUGCUCCGAAGCCAUAAGAAGACACACACGGGAGAGAAGGAGAAAACCUGCCCAUACUGUGGCCAGAGGUUCGCCAGCAGCGGGACGCUGAGGGUUCACAUCCGCAGCCACACAGGUGAGCGGCCCUAUCACUGCCCCUACUGCGAGAAAGGAUUCAGCAAAAACGACGGGCUGAAGAUGCACAUCCGGACGCACACCAGGGAGAAGCCGUACACGUGCUCGGAGUGCGGCAAGGCCUUCAGCCAGAAGCGUGGCCUGGAGGAGCACAGGAGGACGCACACCGGGGAGAAGCCGUUCCAGUGCGACGUUUGCGACUUGGCCUUUAGCCUGAAGAAGAUGCUGAUCCGACACAAGAUGACCCAUAACCCCAAUCGUCCGCUGGCCGAAUGUCAGUUUUGCCACAAGAAGUUCACGAGGAGUGACUACCUCAAGGUGCACAUGGACAACGUCCACGGCGAGGCCGGCAGCUGACCGCGCUGGGGAGCGCGGAGCCCGGGGUCCUCUCCUCCGCCCGGGUGGCACACGGCGGCAGCCCUGUCACUCUGGUCCCGCUGCUCUUCUCUGCCUGCUUUAGAGUCUGUAGGUCCAGAUGCAAAAAGAAAAAACAAUCCCACUUUUACCAAGAAAUGGUACGGAUGGAAAAAAAACGAACAUCGUAGCCUUGCAGGUGCUUCUCGGCACGGUCUCGCAGAAACGGACAGGGCCGGACUCCCCCGGGCCGUCUCUCUGCACCCGAGUUUAGUAAUGGUAUCUUUUUCGGGCCUUUUCAUUUCAUUGUUAUCGUGCAUGCUUCUGUGUGCACACACGCUGGUCACUGUGACUGGUCAUCACCGAUUAGGCCGUGAAGAGAUUCACGUAUCCUGAUAUCUCACCGAUAUCUUGAGCACGAGAACAGCAUCGAACUUGCUGUUUUGUGAAACGGACCGAAAGCUGACCUUAUUUAACGGCUCCCCGCAAUAAGUCGGUUUAAAAUGAAGCAAUAUGUAGGAACAGAAACACCUAUUAAGGUAUCGCUCGUUUUCAAUAGUUCUUAGGAAGCAUUACUUGCUUUCACCCUUCAGACGCAGACAUUCAGGGUCGGGAAAAGGUUUUUAAGAUCUACCCCAAAGUGACCAUAACACUUAGAUAUUUACCAGACGGAUCCUGCCGAGUCGAUACUAGUCUUUGGAAAUUUGCAACAUACGAGGACGUAGCGCUGGAAACGGAAGCAGGCCGGGCACGGCGGUGACAUUGCGAUGGGAGUCGUGACGAACCCAGCCCCUCCCCCGCCGUCCCGCAGAGUACACGGGACGUGUUGCUGCCAACAGAACACAGUCCCCAGAGCAGUCGUGUUCUGUUUGCAAGAGACGGUUUCCAGAAUCGUGUCAGGAGCUGACGCCGAAACGCUUUCAAAGCACCGUCAGUUAUCCCGAAUAAAAAAACGCAGACCCGCCCACCGUUAGGAUUGAAAUCAUCACUGAUGCUUAAGGGAAAUUGAAGCAAGAAGCAUAGUUUCUUCCUUUAGCUUACAUUUCAUUAAAAUAUUUGGAGCGACAUAGAAUGAAUAGCUUGUUUUGGGAGAAGAUAUGAGAAAAUGUGACGGUGAUGUCAAGUCACAUAGAGGAACCCAAAAACAAAAAAAUGAAAGUGAAGCCUCUAAAUAAACUGUCCUAUUUGGAGCCCACCCCAGACAGAAGUGCAAUUCCGAGAAGUUACUUGGUUCUAAUGAUUUGGGGAGAGGUUAUCUGGAGACACAGUUCUUUGAAGCCAGGAAUUGCAUUUUAGAAUUACAUUCAUGCUCAGUUUCAGUUAAAACAAAACAAAACAAAACAAACCAUAAAGAUCCAAUAUAGGUAUUUAAACUCUGUAAAAAAUACCAAAUUUGAAACGCACCAGAGAUAACUUUAAAAAAUAUAAAUCCCCAGAUUUUGAUUUAGAAGGUAUCUGUGGUUAUAUGUAGCAUUUUGUAUGUGAAAUUACAGACGGUGUUUUAUAAGAAUG